This is a messenger RNA of Cydia fagiglandana, 2632 nucleotides long. It is a transcript of the gene Lcch3, whose product is annotated as gamma-aminobutyric acid receptor subunit beta-like. Gene Ontology annotation, cellular component: plasma membrane; synapse; GABA-A receptor complex. The transcript is spliced from 10 exons. The coding region runs from base 355 to 1815 and encodes 486 amino acids. Lineage: Eukaryota; Metazoa; Arthropoda; Insecta; Lepidoptera; Tortricidae. Gene Ontology annotation, biological process: chloride transmembrane transport; chemical synaptic transmission; nervous system process. The record is from RefSeq and is a predicted model, not a curated record. Gene Ontology annotation, molecular function: chloride channel activity; GABA-A receptor activity; neurotransmitter receptor activity.
GAGGAUCAGCGCAAGCGCGAGGCCACUACGCGCGCCGCCACCGCCGCGGCCGCUCCUUGGAAUCGCGAGACGACGCUGCCCGUCGGAACAAACUUAUGCACGACGCGUUUACAUUUACGAUAGCGUCUUCUUAGGAACAAAAAAAUGUCGAUUGUCAGAUUGUGUUUUAGAACGGCACAUUAAACAUACUAUAAGAUUAGGCGCGUUUAUAACAAGAUGUAUACGUAAAGUCCAGAAUAUUUUGAAAACUAAAUUAGUUUGAGUCAUUGGAUUGAAUUGUCUGGUUUCGCGCGGUAGUUGUAAAGGGAAGUGCAGCAUGUGAGGUGUCGCGAUGUACGCCGCGCCAGCCGCGCGAUGAGGCCGCGCCACCAGCGUCUCGCGCCAGCACUUGCCCUGGCGCGGUUGCUACCGCUAGUCUUCUCGCUCGUGAGAGCACAGAACGAGCGUGCUGCGGCCGCGGCAGAUCGUUUGGAGAACGUGACACACACCGUGUCACGGAUCCUUGACGGCUACGACAUUCGACUGAGGCCAAACUUUGGAGGCGAUCCGUUGUACGUCGGAAUGGAUUUAACUAUCGCGAGCUUCGACGCGAUAUCGGAAGUGAAUAUGGACUACACAAUAACGCUGUACUUGAACCAGUACUGGAAAGAUGAGAGAUUAGGCUUUGGCCUGCAAGACGAGGUGCUCACGUUAUCGGGGGACUUCGCCGACAAGAUUUGGGUGCCUGAUACGUUUUUUGCUAAUGACAAGAAUAGUUUUCUCCACGACGUGACAGAGCGCAACAAGCUGGUGCGGCUGGGCGGGGACGGCAGCAUCACCUACGGCAUGCGCUUCACCGCCACGCUGGCCUGCAUGAUGGACCUGCACUACUACCCGCUCGACUCGCAGAACUGCACCGUCGAGAUUGAAAGCUAUGGGUACACGGUGUCGGACGUGGUGAUGUAUUGGAAGGAGACGCCGGUACGCGGCGUGGAGGACGCCGAGCUGCCUCAGUUCACGAUACUGGGACAUGAAACUAAUGAUAGAAUCGAGAAGUUAGCAACGGGCGUUUACCAGCGGCUAUCGCUGAGUUUCAAACUGCGCAGAAACAUCGGGUACUUCGUGUUCCAAACUUACUUGCCGUGCAUUCUCAUUGUGAUGCUCUCGUGGGUGUCGUUCUGGAUUAAUCACGAGGCCACGUCGGCGAGAGUUGCGUUAGGUAUAACAACGGUACUGACGAUGACCACGAUAAGCACGGGAGUACGCUCCAGCCUCCCGCGCAUCUCCUACGUGAAGGCCAUCGACAUAUACCUGGUCAUGUGCUUCGUGUUCGUGUUCGCCGCGCUGCUCGAGUAUGCGGCCGUGAACUACACCUACUGGGGCGCCAGAGCGAGGAAAAGGGCCAAGUUAAAGAAAGGGGAGAUGUCAACAAGCACUAGUGUCGAGAAAGACUUGAAAUGUUCCGGUGGCUCCCGCACUCCGGAAGAGAUCAUAGCGCUCCGGGAGUGCACGAGCUCCGCGGGGCGCGUGUCCCCGCUGUUCGGGCUGCGGUCCAAGCCGCUGCCGGCCGCGGCGGGCGCGCCGCCCUCGCUGCGCCUCCAGCGGGACCACACGCAUCUGCGAUACCGCACCAGACCGCACUCUAGGAAUUCAAAAAAUGGUUCGACCGGUAAGCCGAAGAUGAUCCACGCCUUGCGGCGCGGUGCGUCCGUCAUUAAAGCGUCCAUGCCCAAGAUCCGAGACGUCAACGUCAUUGACACGUACUCGCGCGUCAUAUUUCCCGUCUCUUUCCUAAUAUUUAAUGCCGUUUACUGGACCUUCUACAUCUUUGAUUGAACUCAUAUUUAUUAUGGGAAAAAAAACUAAAACCGAUAGAAUUGCAAGUCCAGGAAUUCGGAUCUAAUGGGAAUAAGGAUAGAAAACAACUCGUCUGAGAUCAAAUGCACAAUUGGAAUUAAAGUAACCUUUAUUUAAAGUAUGUUUUCCAGAUUCUUUUAUUAGUAGAUUGUAAAACUAGCAUUUUUGUAUAAAUGUGCCAAAUUAGAAAUAGUGACAAGGUUGUAGAAAUACCAAUAGAUAUGUCAGUGUCAAAUGUGACGUUAAUUCAAACAAAAACGUCACUUUUGACACUUAAAUCUCUAAUCCAUAUCGUUUCUAAAUCUAUUAAUUGACGUAUCUUAAAGUUCGGAUCGGGAAGUAUGCGUGUAAUGGACAUUCGGCUUGUAUAAAUAAAAUAAAGGUACAGUAUAAUUUAAACAUAUUACUUGAAACUUUAUUCUACUAUGUAUACUACUUAUACGUAUAUAACUAUCUGGAUCUAUGUCAAAAAUUCGUAGGUAUUUGUGCGGAAUUUGUUGGGUAUUUGACCUUUAGCUGUAUUGUAGGUACUUCCAAUAAAAUAUAUCAGAAUAUAUUUGUUCAUUGAGUAAGUAGUUAACCAUUAAACGAGAGGGAAAUAAUUAAAGGAAAUAAUAGCAUCAUCAAGGUAAUUUUGAAUACCUCAAUUCAUUUAGAAAAAGAUUACUGAUAUUGAAUAUGUUUUGAGUUACCUUCCUGUUUAUAUAGUUUAUGUAAUGUAUUAUUGCCAAAAUAAAACUAAAGUACCUAUCGACUAAGAAUUCUACCUACUUACUGUUAAGUCAUAAUUUAUUAG